Molecule: messenger RNA, 489 nt
Organism: Aspergillus ibericus CBS 121593
Lineage: Eukaryota; Fungi; Ascomycota; Eurotiomycetes; Eurotiales; Aspergillaceae
Exons: 2
Coding region: 1-489 (162 amino acids)
Source: RefSeq, a predicted model, not a curated record
AUGCCGGCCACGCGAAUCAGCCGAGGGGUUUUCCUCCUGGUCCUGCAGUUGCCCAAUGGCACUUUGGUAGUGCGGACGGUGGCAUCUGGUCGCACCGUCUGUGGCCGGCUGCAGAGGACGCCGCCCGAAACGACACAGAAAAGCACCAGCUCAAACGAAUAUCGGACCACGCGAAAGUUCCUGACCGAUGCCCUCGGAAUCCAUGUGAAGAGACUGCGAGAUAAAUCCGUUCCCUCAUUGCAGGCCGGUCUGGGGUGUGGCCAGCUGGGCUUUAUUGGUGCAUACCUGGACCCUCGUGACUUUGACCUCGCUGGCGCCGGCACUGAGCGGAUUCGACCCUUAGUCGUGUCUGGAGUUCAUGCAGGGCAGUUCAGAUUCGAUGGCGACACUGCCGGACCGGUGACCGAGCUGGUCAUUACCUUUGUGUACAACCACUAUCAUGGGUUUCCCGCGCACAGUCAUGGUAUUCUUAGGUAUGGCCACACGUGA